Procambarus clarkii (red swamp crayfish) is the source of this 2361-nucleotide messenger RNA. RefSeq lists its product as uncharacterized. Gene Ontology annotation, biological process: extracellular matrix organization. The record is from RefSeq and is a predicted model, not a curated record. Gene Ontology annotation, molecular function: extracellular matrix structural constituent conferring tensile strength. Lineage: Eukaryota; Metazoa; Arthropoda; Malacostraca; Decapoda; Cambaridae.
GUGGCCAGCGAGAGAGUGGUACCCAGUCGAGUCUACACCUCCGUGUGGACGCCAUGUUGUCGUGGGGGUGGUGGAGGGGCGGCGGGCUGGUGGUGCUCCUGCUGGUGGUGGCCACAACUCCACAACACGCCCACGCUACGCCCACAAUAUCAGGCGAUAGUCAAGCAUUAAUACCUGGAGAAGGAGAGGUGGUGGAGGGCCAACAUGUGGAGGGCCAACAGGUGGAGGGCGAGCAGGUUGAGGGCCAGCAGGUAGAGGGCGAGGCGGUGGAGGGCGAGCAGCAGCAGCAGGAAGGAUUGUUCUCACGCUGGAAGCGCCUCAAGGACGAGUUGCUGGCCUUCAAGGGCCACCACCCCGAGGACGACCCCUCCGCCCAUCAGAGACGCAGGAGGACACUCUUCCCAGCCGGAUACAGCGGGUGCUCGUGCUCCGACCUGGCAGCCCUGGCCGCCCAGAUCGCCAUCUUCGAGGAGGACGUGAAGCAGGUGGCGGAGAUGGAGAACAAGCUCACCCUCAUAGCCACCUCCAUCAAGCAACUGGGAGCUUGGGUCGACUCAGGUGUGAAGGGCCCCACCGGGCCCGAGGGCCCCCCAGGGCACCCAGGGCUACCGGGGCCCCCCGGGGAGACGGGGGACGAGGGCAGCAGCACCUCCAGGAGCCGCCAGGGGGUCCCUGGACCCCCUGGCUACCCGGGACCCCCGGGACCGAGCGGUCCCAAGGGUGCCACAGGCGACUGUAUCAAAGGCAACAAGGGUACAAGAGGCAGGAAGGGCGACCCUGGGUUGGAGAUUCCAGGCAGGAGGGGGGCCCCCGGGCCCCCAGGAGUCAGGGGGGACCCCGCCCCGAAUCUCGCCACCCUUGGUGAUGAAGCGAAAACACAGUAACACCCGAAAAAAUAUUGCCUAGCACAACACAGCCUAACACGGCCUAACCUAACCUUGCGUAGCCUAGAAUAAUGUUAUUGAGGGUUUUGACACUGAAGACGAACUUUGGGUGAAGAGAACUGGACGGGGGCCAACCACGCGCCGUCUCAAGGACGGGGGCCAACCACGCGCCGUCUCAAGGACGGGGGCCAACCACGCGCCGUCUCAAGGACGGGGGCCAACCACGCGCCGUCUCAAGGACGGGGGCCAACCACGCGCCGUCUCAAGGACGGGGGCCAACCACGCGCCGUCUCAAGGACGGGGGCCAACCACGCGCCGUCUCAAGGACGGGGGCCAACCACGCGCCGUCUCAAGGACGGGGGCCAACCACGCGCCGUCUCAAGGACGGGGGCCAACCACGCGCCGUCUCAAGGACGGGGGCCAACCACGCGCCGUCUCAAGGACGGGGGACAACCACGCGCCGUCUCAAGGACGGGGGACAACCACGCGCCGUCUCAAGGACGGGGGACAACCACGCGCCGUCUCAAGGACGGGGGACAACCACGCGCCGUCUCAAGGACGGGGGACAACCACGCGCCGUCUCAAGGACGGGGGACAACCACGCGCCGUCUCAAGGACGGGGGACAACCACGCGCCGUCUCAAGGACGGGGGACAACCACGCGCCGUCUCAAGGACGGGGGACAACCACGCGCCGUCUCAAGGACGGGGGCCAACCACGCGCCGUCUCAAGGACGGGGGCCAACCACGCGCCGUCUCAAGGACGGGGGCCAACCACGCGCCGUCUCAAGGACGGGGGCCAACCACGCGCCGUCUCAAGGACCUCCACCAAUGAGCCUAACAGCAGCAGAUCACCAGGAUGAUCACUAUGUCUGGGUUAGGUUGGUUGAGCCCGGGGAGGCGUGCUUGAAGACGGCUCCAGACACACAAUUUGGGCGGCCAAGCACACCCACCAAUCACCGCCCAUCAUGUCCAUACGCUCUUAGAGUACGCUAAAUUAACGGCCACUCCCCCCCUACCCCCAUCUGUGUAUUCCCACGUAUAUAUAUACACUCAACGCUGAGGUUAACAAAUACACUAGUGUCUUUGUUUUCCAGUUUAAACAACACGCCAUCUUGGCUACACUCCCUCUCUCCCUCCCACCCCUCGGGCUUACUAGCCGCUGUAACCUUUCCAAAAGGCAACUUUCUGCCUCUCCACAUCCCUCACAGAACCUUCCAAGUACCACCCAGGUAUACAGUGCUUCUUGAGCUAUACCCACCUCAGAACCUCCCCCAGCCACCAUACAGACCUUCCUCCCCCUCCCCCCCUCCCUGGCAACUACAGACCUCCCUGAAACCAUCCGCGGAAGAGCAUCAGCAUACCUAUAGCAUACUAGUUACUUUUAGUAUCCCUGCUUGAGCAAAUGCCAAAGGUUUUGCAGAACCUCUAAAUUCUUCAUUGAAACAGAUUUUACUUCAAUAAACCUUCGCAAAAAUC